AUGAACGAAGUUGGUCCAUCUUUGGUGACAACUUAUACCUUUAAAAGUGGCAAAGAAUACAUUGUAAAGAUAAAAGUUACUGCUUUUGAAGGAUGUCAACGUAAUUUGGAACUUACUAUUACCGAUAAAUAUACGGGCGAAAAUUGGCAAUCUUCUUAUGAUGCUGCAUACAUUGAAAACUUGACACACAAAACUGGAAAUUACAAACAUUUUGAUGUGUUCAUAGCUAUGUUGCAAUCCGGACUAUUAAAAACAAGUGAAUCUAUUAGUUUGGAUCUCCUUACAUUUAAAGAUCUAGAGUUGUUACAUGCACGUAAACUUGAACAUAAUUCAUGUUUAAAUUUGGGUAACACAACAAACAAUCGUCGAUAUCUUAUAUUAACAUAUACAGUAGAAUUUGAUAGAAUUCAUUAUCCAUUGCCUCUGGAAUAUUGUGGUUUACCUGAUCCAAUAAUAUUACAAGCUACUAUUAGAAAAUUACAAACUGAACUUGAAAGAUUACAAUCUACAGGAAUAAAUAGAAAUUUGCAAAAACGUGUUGAACAACUUACAAUUGCAAAUCAAAAACUUAUACAAGAGAAUCAUAGGCUUUCAAAUGGAGGUAGAACCAAAUAUGUAUUUGGAUGCUUCGUAAAUUUUGAAAUUAAUGUUGUUAAAGAGCGCGCGUCUUUCCGCACGCAAAUUCAAAAACUAAAAGCUGAAAAUACUGCUUUAUUAUUAAAAGUACAACAACUCACUGCAUUUGCUAACAGAAAACCUGGAGAUGGUAGUCCAGCAUUAAAACGAUAUAAUCACGCACCUUCUACGCGUUGGCGAAGCAGAAGUCGAUCUUCUUCAAUUUCAAGACAUAAAGCAUCUAGUUUAUCACCAGUGAAUAUUUGGAAAAUUCUUAGUACAAUAUGUUUGUUGAAAUUGCAUUUAUUAAUUGAAACAAUGUACAAUAAGAAAUUUAAUAUAGUGAAUAACAACUAUUUGUUUAUAAUAUGGGGUCUAACAAUGCAUUUAAUAUUAUUAUGGGGUGUACUUGAUGUGAAUUUUCAUUCUCCUAUUAUACAAAAACUACCAAAUGUACCAAUUUUAAAAAAUGCACCAGCAAAAAGAAUGGUUCUAUUUGUAGCAGAUGGCUUAAGAUUUAGAACCUUCAUUGAAACUCCUCCAACAUUUCUAAGACAUGUAAUGAAAAAUAAAGGUAUUUGGGGUAUAUCUCAUACUCGAAUGCCAACAGAAUCUAGACCAGGAAUUGUUGCAAUUUGUGCAGGAUUAUAUGAAGAUCCUAGUGCUAUUUUUAAGGGAUGGAAAGAAAAUCCUGUUGAUUUUGAUUCUAUCUUUAAUCAAAGUCAUUUUUCAUGGGCAUGGGGAAGCCCUGAUAUUAUACCUAUGUUCACAAAAGGUGCAAUGGCAAAUAUACAUGGUGACAGCUAUCCCCCUGAGUGGCAGAAUUUUGAUAUUAUGCAUGGUCAAAUUUGGCGUUUAGAUUCUUGGGUAUUUGACAAAUAUAUUGAUUGGCUUAGAGAAGAAGCUUACAAAUUUAAGAACACUGAUCGUGUUAUUUUAUUUCUUCAUCUCCUUGGUUGUGAUACUACAGGACAUACAGCAAAGCCUUAUUCUAGAGAAUAUGUUGAUAACAUGAAUUAUGUUGAUCGAAAAAUAGAAGAGGUUGUACAAAUGACAGAGAAUAUUUUUGAAGAUAAUGGUACGGCGUACAUUUUCACAGCUGAUCAUGGAAUGACUGACUGGGGAUCACAUGGAAGUGGUUCUACAGAUGAAACAGAAACUCCAUUAAUUGUUUGGGGUGCAGGAGUUAAUGUAUUUAAUAUUCUUCAAAAUAUAGAACAGGUUGACAUUACCCCACUUAUUUCAUCUUUAAUUGGUGCUCCAAUUCCUGUUAAUAAUGAAGGUGUUUUACCAUGGCAAUAUUUAAAUGUUACUAAUCUUAAAUAUAUAAAUUAUGCUUUAUUAAAUAACUUAAAACAGUUAACAUACCAAGUAAAAGCAAAUCGUAAAAUGAAUUGUGAGAACAAUGGAUUUGCAGAUUGGAGAGAAGUAGAAUUAGAUAUGAAAAUUUCUACAUUGGAUAAAUAUCUUCAAACAGAAGAUUCAAACGAAACAUUGAAAGAAAUAGUUGAUACAAUUAAACUAGCUAAACAGUCUUUAUUAUAUUUUCGACAAUACCAAAGAACACGAUUUUUAAUAUACUUGUCCAUAAUGUGGCUAGGAUGGAUAAUAUUAUUAUUUUUUAAAAUAAGUGGAGCUAAACGACCUAUUGUUCGUUCUUUUACUUUAUUAAUAAUAGACAUUGUCUUUAUAAUCCUGUUAAUUAUGAUAUUUAUUGAGUAUAAAGUUUCAGAUUGUGAUAAUUGGAGAUUACCCUGUUAUGCAUAUUUAGCUAUAAUCUCUUUUUGGUUAGCUAUUCGAAGUGCAAUUAUGUACUCGAUAAAAUUAAAAGUGUAUAAUAAUAAAUAUUAUUGGGCAAUGAUUAUAGAAACGAUAAUUUUAUUGAUAACAAUUUUUAUUGGAUUAACAUAUAGGUCUGCCCUUAGCAUAGGGAUGUUAUGCACUACUCUUGCUCAUAAGAUGGUGUUAAAAGAUUCUCCAAGUUUGUUUCUUUGGACAGCUUUAUCUUUAGCUGUUUUUCCAUUACUACCUGUUGUAGAACCAUAUCCUCGAAUUUAUAUUGUACUUCUCAGUGUAUGUGCCGUAACUGCAAUAGUUAUAUUAAAAAUGCAAUCGAAGUAUAGAAAAAUAGUAGAAAUUUUUCGGCUAAUAAUUACUGGUUUAACGUAUUUAGAAUUUAUAGAUGGUCGAAAUUGGAUAUCGUGGGUGAUUUUAUUAACAACACCAUUAUUUAUUUUCACUUAUCCUACACAAUUAAAGAAAAGAAUGCAAGGAAUUAUAUUGGGCCUUUUCUGUCCACUUGUUCUAUUAUCAGCAUCUUAUGAACCUUUCUUUUUUAUAAUUCUUGCAUUACAUUUAUCUUGUUGGCCGCAAUGGAAUAUGCUUUUUACUCAAAGAUAUCAAAAUACCAAAAAUCUUUUAACAAUGGAAGAAUUACUCAAAGCAGCAAUUUUUAUGUUAUAUACAUUGUUGUGUUUCUUUGGAACCGGAAAUAUGGCAAGUAUCAGUUCGUUUGAUCCUUCUUGGACUCGUCAUUUCGUAACGGUUUUCUCUCCAUUUACAAUGCUCUUAUUAAUACUUUUAAAAAUUAGCAUACCUUUAAUACUAAUUGGAUGCACAAGUCACACGCUUGGAUCUUCAAGCAUUUUUUUAGGGGUGCUUUUACUAGGAGACUGCCUAUCAUUACCACUUAUGUACUGUGUUAUUCCUCAAGGAAGUUGGUUGGACAUUGGUAGUGCUAUAAGUAGAUUCACAAUCGCAAUUUGUCUUCCAUGCCUUAUAGUAUUAUUGCAUUAUUUGUCAUUUCCUCUUGUAACAUUUUUCCCAAACAGAUUUAAGUUCCACAUUAAUUUAAGAAAAAAACAUAUUGUAUAA
This is a messenger RNA of Habropoda laboriosa, 3489 nucleotides long. RefSeq names its product GPI ethanolamine phosphate transferase 1-like. The record is from RefSeq and is a predicted model, not a curated record. Lineage: Eukaryota; Metazoa; Arthropoda; Insecta; Hymenoptera; Apidae. Bases 1 to 3489 code for a protein of 1162 amino acids. Gene Ontology annotation, cellular component: endoplasmic reticulum membrane. The transcript is spliced from 13 exons. Gene Ontology annotation, biological process: GPI anchor biosynthetic process. Gene Ontology annotation, molecular function: mannose-ethanolamine phosphotransferase activity.